This is a messenger RNA of Fusarium oxysporum Fo47, 1658 nucleotides long. RefSeq names its product PWI domain-containing protein. Gene Ontology annotation, molecular function: RNA binding. Gene Ontology annotation, biological process: mRNA processing; regulation of mRNA splicing, via spliceosome. Gene Ontology annotation, cellular component: spliceosomal complex. The record is from RefSeq and is a predicted model, not a curated record. Bases 67 to 1353 code for a protein of 428 amino acids. Lineage: Eukaryota; Fungi; Ascomycota; Sordariomycetes; Hypocreales; Nectriaceae. The transcript is spliced from 4 exons.
CAACUUUUUCUCAACAACGCGUCUCUUCAUACUACAAUAUCAAACUGCUAUUGCGACUUCUCCAAUAUGGCCACUGGGGUAGAUGCGCGACUUUUGAAGUCGACCAGAUUCCCCCCCGAGUUUAGCCAGAAGGUUGACAUGCAAAAGGUUAAUUUGCAAGUCAUGAAGAAAUGGAUCGCCAGCAAAAUUUCCGAUAUCCUGGGAAGCGAAGAUGACGUGGUUAUCGAACUUGUCUUCAAUCUCAUCGAAGGACCGCGAUACCCGGAUAUCAAGUCGCUGCAAAUACAACUAACAGGUUUUCUUGACAAGGACACGGCUGUGUUCUGCAAAGACCUGUGGAAGUUAUUGCUGAGUGCCCAAAGCAGUCCCCAAGGCGUCCCUAAGGAGCUCCUCGAGGCCAAGAAGCUGGAGCUUAUCCAAGAGAAGAUUGAGGCAGACCGCGCUGCAGAAACUGCUAAGCAGAGACGAGACGACUGGGAUCGCCGUGACCGUGAAGUAGCCGAUCUGAAAGACCGCGACCGCCGCGACCGGGCUGCUGCUCGUGGAGAUACCUGGCAAGGGCGCCGAGGUGACCGUGAUUUCGAAAACCGGGGCAGAGGGGGUUUCAGGAGGGGAGGUCGCCGAUCAAGAUCGCCUGGCCCUCGCUUCCGUGAUGCCAGGGACACAUAUGGGCGUGAUAGUUACAUUCCACGAGGAAGGCGUGGUGGUGGACGCGCCGACCAGGGCCGACGAAAAUCACCCCUUCGAUCACGUUCGGAAUCUGCCUCGCCCAGGCCGAGCUCAAGAAGUCGCAGCGCCUCCCGAAGCACUGAUCAAUCGAAUCAACGACGAAGACCUGUCUCUCCUGGGGGACAAGCUGACACACGCAAGAGGUCGCGAUCACCCAGAGGAGAUACGUAUCGGGGUCGGGCAAACAAACGUACUGAGAGAGAUCGGCCAGCUCGUCCAUCUCGAUCUCUGUCUUCGGAGCGAAAUUCUCCCGCACCAAAGCGCAGACGUUACUCUUCAUCAAGGAGUCGUUCUGUAACUCGCCGAAGACGGCCGGCUAGAAGCAUCUCCUCAUCGCGAUCCGAACGAACAUCAGACUCCCGUAGUAGAAGUCGAAGUCGCAGUUAUAGCCGCACUCGCAGCCGUUCCAGUAGCGCGUCACCGGACCGCAGGACCAAAAGACGACCGAAUCAUGGACGUGGUGGCCAGCAGCCCUCCAGGAAGAGAGAUUCGCCUAAGAGUAGACGGCGAAAUAGUUCUUCAGCUUCUUCGCGAUCAAGGAUUCGAGAAAAUUCAGCUGAUGUUUCUGAAGAUGGAUCUCGUGCCCUGCCGACCAAACCCGAGGCAGAGGUUCCGGCCGAAUGAAGUAUCUGAGGUCAGUUGGCCAUAGUGUCUUGAACCGGCACAAUCACUGACUUGCUUUGUUCGCUAAGAUUUGACCUUGCUCCUUGCAACGCCUGCGCCGCCAGGACGAGGAUGAGAGUGAUCGAGGUUGUCUUCUUUUGGGGAAACCUAAGCUAACAAUUUCUUCAAGCCCUUUUUGAGCCAUGAGCAUAACAAUCAUGUUAACAAUUACUGACUUUACGGCGUUGGAAAACAGGAGCCUAUAGAAAGGCUUUCUUUGUAGGAUAUUGAGAGGACCAAGAACACACAUAACUAUCAAAUUGAAG